Arabidopsis lyrata subsp. lyrata is the source of this 804-nucleotide messenger RNA. RefSeq names its product ubiquitin-40S ribosomal protein S27a-1. Gene Ontology annotation, molecular function: protein tag activity; structural constituent of ribosome; ubiquitin protein ligase binding. Gene Ontology annotation, cellular component: cytoplasm; ribosome; nucleus. The record is from RefSeq and is a predicted model, not a curated record. The transcript has a single exon. Gene Ontology annotation, biological process: protein ubiquitination; modification-dependent protein catabolic process; translation. Lineage: Eukaryota; Viridiplantae; Streptophyta; Magnoliopsida; Brassicales; Brassicaceae. The coding region runs from base 89 to 559 and encodes 156 amino acids.
AUUAUUCAUGUGCUUGUAACCCUAAUUUCAUUGAUAUAAAAGCCAUUGUUUCUCACUCUCAGCGUUUUUCUUCGAGCGAAACAAGAAAAUGCAGAUCUUCGUGAAAACCCUAACGGGGAAGACAAUAACCCUAGAGGUUGAAUCAUCAGACACAAUCGACAAUGUGAAAGCGAAGAUUCAAGACAAAGAAGGAAUCCCACCGGAUCAGCAACGGUUAAUCUUCGCCGGAAAACAAUUGGAAGAUGGAAGAACACUCGCUGAUUACAACAUUCAGAAAGAGUCGACGCUUCAUUUGGUGCUUCGUCUGAGAGGAGGUGCGAAGAAGAGGAAGAAGAAGACGUACACGAAACCUAAGAAGAUUAAGCAUAAGCAUAAGAAAGUGAAGCUAGCGGUUUUGCAGUUUUACAAGGUUGAUGGAAGUGGAAAAGUUCAGAGGUUGAGGAAAGAGUGUCCUUCUGUUAGCUGUGGUCCUGGAACUUUCAUGGCGAGUCAUUUUGAUAGACAUUAUUGUGGGAAAUGUGGAACUACUUACGUGUUCAAGAAGGCUGAUGAAGAGUGAUGAUGAUUGGGUUAGGUUAUGUUUUUUUUUUCUAUCUCUUUUUUACUUUGGAAUUUUAAUUCAGAUAUUUUGAGAUGGUUUUGUUCUAUUGAGGGAUGGUUUUUAUUAUUCCAUUAAUACAUUAUAUUAUCUUUGAUUAGAAAUUUGCUCAAUUUUUUUUUGUUUUAUUAUGCUUGGACUGAUGUGGAAAUGGUGAAUUGUGGCUGUAGAAUUAGGAUGUUGUGUUGAACCAAUGAUUUGCUACA